Molecule: messenger RNA, 1922 nt
Organism: Nelumbo nucifera (sacred lotus)
Lineage: Eukaryota; Viridiplantae; Streptophyta; Magnoliopsida; Proteales; Nelumbonaceae
Gene: RAD9
Product: cell cycle checkpoint control protein family
Biological process (GO): mitotic intra-S DNA damage checkpoint signaling; DNA replication checkpoint signaling; cellular response to ionizing radiation
Cellular component (GO): checkpoint clamp complex
Source: RefSeq, a predicted model, not a curated record
UGUUACCGAUUAUUGAACGGUUCGAGACAAGACUGGUACAUCCUGUCCGGCUCGACCCAUUGACAGCUCUAAACCAGAGGGCACUGCCAGUAACGCAGUAACGCAGUAACGCAUCUGCUAUCCUUCCCGCGCAAAGCGCAUAAACCAGAGGUCAUCCCCUCUGUGAGUCUGUUGUAAAUUUCCGACCUCGAACCAGGACAGAAGAAAGCAGAAGCAGUGUGAGAAGUGUAGUAGCAAGAAAAAAAUGGAGCUGAGCCUUAGUGGUAACGUUCUUAAAUCUUUUACGCGGUCUGUCACCUGCCUCGCGCGGGUGGGUCACGAGCUUGCACUACAAGCUUCUCCUUCUCAGCUGUCUUUCCACACUAUCAAUUCCUCCAGGUCAGCCUACCAGUCAAUUACAUUGAAACCCGACUUCUUUGAUGUCUAUAAAAUUUCUGCUGCUCAAGUGCAAUGCAGUAUGCUUUUGAAGGCUGUUUGUUCUAUUCUCAGGACACCCAUUACAAGUGUUGAUCGUCUCUGCAUCAAUAUGCCCAACCCUGACGCAUCAAAAGUGCAGUGGACUUUAGAAUGCUACAGUGGCAUGAGGAAAGCAUACUGGAUCAAUUGUAAUGUCGAGCCUGACAUACAACAUCUUUCUCUGGAUAGGAGACGGUUUCCAAGUAAUUUUGUAGUUAGGCCUCGUGAUUUCAACAGACUGCUAGCUAAUUUUCAAUCUUCUCUUCAAGAGAUCACAGUGAUUGCAACCGAUCCUGCUUGUUUACCUCCUGAUGCUGCAAGUGAAAUAGGAGGAAAAGCUGUUGAACUUAGAAGUUAUAUAGAUCCAACAAAAGACGACAACGAUACAGCCUUACACACUCAGCUAUGGAUAGACCCCAGUGAAGAAUUCUUGCAGUAUGUACACACUGGAGAUCCCGUGGAUGUGACAUUUGGGGUGAAAGAAUUGAAGGCAUUCCUUUCCUUCUGUGAGGGUUGUGAAGUUGACAUUCAAUUGUUUUUUGAGAAAGCUGGCGAGAACAGGCCUAUUCUAAUGAUCCCAAAAUUUGGUCUAGACGAUGGGUCUAAUUCAGACUUUGAGGCAACACUAGUCCUUGCUACCAUGCUUGUAUCACAGCUUCAUGAAGGAAACCCGUUUGAACAUCCACCAGCAGCCACUGCAUCACAUGGUCAAGCUGAUCAGGUAACAGGGUCCCAAGCACCACAAGCAAGGUCACGAGUGGCUGUUUCCGAGCAUCCAUCAGAUCACACCAGAAUUUGGUCUGAACUUUCAGGCAAAAGUGGUGGUGGUGGUGUUGACAAAAGACAGGGUCAAAUGGAAAGGGUUCCAAAUAUAAAUGGACACCGUGCUACAGAAGGAAUUAAUACGAUAAACAAUCCAAGGAAUGGAUCUGCAUUGGGAAACAGAACUGAUGGUCCUGAUCCAAUCCGGGAUCCAAUGGAGAUGGAUAAUGUGGAAGAACAUCAAAAAAGGCUUGAGAUGAAUGAUAACAAAUGGUCACAGCAUCACCCUAGUAAUUGGGUAGCUGCAGGUGAUGAUGAUGAAGAAGAGGAUGAAGGGGAAGUGUUUGUUCAGUCAACACCACCAUACUAGGAAUGACAACACUUUCUAUGGGUCUACAUGUUUCAGAUAUUUUAGAAUGGUGCAGAGAAGUUGCCAAUUCUCUUUCAUCUCUCAUAAGCAAUGGUUUCUCUCCUUAUGGCAUAUUCUCUAUUGUAAGUGCUCUCAUCAACUAUGUUCUUUGCACACUUUUCAUCAUUCAACUAAGGAUAUUUUCCUCAACAAUAUUUCAUGGUUUACAGUGCAUUUAUCACUUUGAAAAUAUGCCAUGACUAUAGCGGUUUUUGAAUGGCUUGGAUUGUUUGCCUCCAAGAUAAAAUAUACAAUUUGAGUACAUCUCUUUGAUUGGAGAGAUUUCUUUUGAGAA